AUGCCGCCGCUCCUGGCGCCCCUGCUCUGCUUGGCGCUGCUGCCCGCACUCGCCGCAAGAGGUCUGAGGUGCUCCCAGCCAGGGGGAGCCUGCCUGAACGGCGGCAGGUGCCAAGUGGUCAACAGCACCGAGGAGACCUGUGUGUGCAGCGGGGCCUUCGUGGGCCAGAGAUGCCAGGAUCCUAACCCGUGCCUCAGCUCUCCCUGCAAGAACGCCGGGACGUGCCGUGUGGUGGACCAGGGCGGUGCUGCAGACUAUGCCUGUAUCUGCCCCCUGGGCUUCUCUGGGCCCCUCUGCCUGACGCCCCUCGACCACGCCUGCCUGUCCAGCCCCUGCCGGAACGGGGGCACCUGCGACCUGGUCACGCUCACAGAGUACAAGUGCCGCUGCCCCCCAGGCUGGUCAGGGAAAUCAUGCCAACAGGCUGAUCCAUGUGCUUCCAACCCCUGUGCCAAUGGCGGCCAGUGUCUGCCCUUCGAGUCCUCGUACAUCUGCGGCUGCCCACCGGGCUUCCACGGCCCGACCUGCAGGCAAGACGUCAAUGAGUGCAGCCAGAGCCCGGGGCUGUGCCGCCAUGGGGGCACCUGCCACAACGAGGUUGGCUCCUACCGCUGCGUCUGCCGCGCCACCCACACUGGUCCCCACUGCGAGCUGCCCUAUGUGCCCUGCAGCCCCUCACCCUGCCAGAAUGGGGGCACCUGCCGCCCCACGGGGGACACCACCUACGAGUGUGCCUGCCUUCCAGGCUUCACGGGUCAGAACUGCGAGGAGAACGUGGAUGACUGUCCAGGAAACGGCUGCAAGAACGGGGGUGCCUGCGUGGACGGUGUGAACACCUACAACUGCCGCUGUCCACCAGAGUGGACAGGCCAGUACUGCACAGAGGACGUGGACGAGUGCCAGCUCAUGCCCACCGCCUGCCAGAAUGGUGGCACCUGCCACAACACCCUCGGCGGCUACAACUGUGUGUGCGUCAAUGGCUGGACGGGCGAGGACUGUGGCGAGAAUAUUGACGACUGUGCCAGUGCUGCCUGCUUCCACGGUGCCACCUGCCACGACCGCGUGGCCUCCUUCUACUGCGAGUGUCCCCACGGCCGCACUGGCCUGCUCUGCCACCUUAGCGACGCAUGCAUCAGCAACCCUUGCAAUGAGGGCUCCAACUGUGACACCAACCCUGUCAAUGGCAAGGCCAUCUGCACCUGUCCCUCGGGAUACACGGGGCCAGCCUGCAGCCAGGACGUGGACGAAUGUGCACUGGGCGCCAACCCCUGUGAGCACGCGGGCAAGUGCCUCAACACGCUGGGCUCCUUCGAGUGCCAGUGUCUGCAGGGCUACACGGGCCCCCGCUGCGAGAUCGAUGUCAACGAGUGCGUCUCGAACCCCUGUCAGAACGAUGCCACCUGCCUGGACCAGAUCGGGGAGUUCCAGUGCAUCUGUAUGCCCGGCUAUGAAGGCGUGUACUGUGAGGUCAACAUGGAUGAGUGUGCCAGCAGCCCGUGCCUCCAUGGUGGCCGCUGCCUGGACAAGAUCAACGAGUUCGUAUGCGAGUGCCCCACAGGCUUCAGCGGGCACCUGUGCCAGUAUGACGUGGACGAGUGUGCCAGCACACCCUGCAGGAACGGGGCCAGGUGCCUGGAUGGGCCCAACACCUACACCUGUGUGUGCACGGAAGGCUACACAGGGACCCACUGCGAGGUGGACAUAGAUGAGUGUGACCCUGACCCCUGUCACUACGGCUCCUGCAAAGAUGGUGUGGCCACCUUCACCUGCUUGUGCCAGCCGGGCUACACGGGCCACCACUGCGAGACCAACAUUAACGAGUGCCACAGCCAACCCUGUCGCCAUGGUGGCACCUGUCAGGACCGCGACAAUGCCUACUUCUGCUUCUGCCUUAAGGGGACCACAGGACCCAACUGUGAGGUCAAUCUGGACGACUGUGCCAGCAGCCCCUGUGACUCGGGCACCUGCUUAGAUAAGAUCGAUGGCUACGAGUGUGCUUGUGAGCCAGGCUACACAGGGAGUAUGUGCAACGUCAACAUCGACGAGUGUGCGGCGAACCCCUGCCACAACGGGGGCACCUGUGAGGACGGCAUCAACGGCUUCACCUGCCACUGCCCCGAGGGCUACCACGACCCCACCUGUCUGUCCGAGGUCAACGAGUGUAACAGCAGCCCCUGCGUCCAUGGGGUCUGCCGGGACAGCCUCAAUGGGUACAAGUGUGACUGUGAGCCUGGGUGGAGUGGGACAAACUGUGAUAUCAACACCAACGAGUGCGAGUCCAACCCCUGUGUCAAUGGCGGCACCUGCAAAGACAUGACCAGCGGCUAUGUGUGCACGUGCCGGGAAGGCUUCAGUGGCCCCAACUGCCAGACCAACAUCAACGAGUGUGCGUCCAACCCAUGCCUGAACCAGGGCACCUGCAUCGAUGACGUCGCUGGGUACAAGUGCAACUGCCUACUGCCCUACACAGGAGCCACAUGUGAGGGGGUGCUGGCCCCGUGUGCCCCCAGCCCCUGCAGAAACAGCGGGGUGUGCAAGGAGUCGGAGGACUACGAGAGCUUUUUCUGCGUCUGCCCAGUGGGCUGGCAGGGGCAGACCUGUGAGAUUGAUGUCAAUGAGUGCGUGAAGAGCCCCUGCCGCAAUGGCGCGUCCUGCCAGAACACCAACGGUAGCUACCGCUGCCUCUGCCAGGCAGGCUACACAGGGCGCAACUGCGAGAGUGACAUCGAUGACUGCCGGCCGAACCCUUGUCACAAUGGUGGCUCCUGCACAGACGGCGUCAACACGGCCUUCUGCGACUGCCUGCCUGGCUUCCAGGGUGCCUUUUGUGAGGAGGACAUCAACGAGUGCGCCAGCAACCCCUGCCACCACGGGGCCAACUGCACGGACUGCGUGGACAGCUACACCUGCACCUGCCCCGCGGGCUUCAAUGGCAUCCACUGUGAGAACAACACGCCCGACUGCACAGAGAGCUCCUGCUUCAACGGCGGCACUUGUGUGGACGGCAUCAAUGCCUUCACCUGCCUGUGCCCUCCCGGCUUCACGGGCAGCUACUGUCAGCAUGACAUUAACGAGUGUGAUUCACGGCCCUGCCUGCACGGUGGCACCUGCCAGGACAGCUAUGGCACCUACAAGUGCACCUGCCCGCAGGGCUACACUGGCCUCAACUGCCAGGACCUCGUGCGCUGGUGUGAUUCCUCUCCCUGCAAGAAUGGAGGCAAGUGCUGGCAGACCAAUACCCUGUAUCGCUGUGAGUGCCGCAGUGGCUGGACUGGCCUCUACUGUGACGUGCCCAGUGUCUCCUGUGAGGUGGCCGCACAGCAGCGAGGGGUCAAGGUCUCCCACCUGUGCCAGCACGGAGGACUGUGCGUGGAUGCAGGCAACACCCACCACUGCCGCUGCCAGGCGGGGUACACCGGCAGCUACUGUGAGGACGAGGUGGACGAGUGCUCGCCCAGCCCCUGCCAGAACGGGGCCACCUGCACCGACUACCUGGGCGGUUACUCCUGCAAGUGCAUGGCCGGCUACCACGGGGCCAACUGCUCUGAGGAGAUCAACGAGUGCCUGUCCCACCCCUGCCAGAACGGGGGCACCUGCAUCGACCUCACUAACACCUACAAGUGCUCCUGCCCCCGGGGAACACAGGGUGUGCACUGUGAGAUCAAUGUGGACGACUGCAGCCCCCCUCUAGACCCUGCCUCCCGGAGCCCCAGGUGCUUCAACAAUGGCACCUGCGUCGACCAGGUGGGCGGCUACAGCUGCACCUGUCCACCCGGCUUUGUGGGUGAGCGGUGUGAGGGCGAUGUCAACGAGUGCCUGUCCAACCCCUGUGAUGCACGUGGCACCCAGAACUGCGUGCAGCGUGUCAACGACUUCCACUGCGAGUGCCGCCCCGGCCACACUGGGCGUCGCUGUGAGUCUGUCAUCAAUGGAUGCAAGGGUAAGCCCUGCAAGAAUGGGGGCACUUGCAAUGUGGCAUCCAACACUGCCCGCGGGUUCAUCUGCAAGUGCCCAGCGGGCUUCGAGGGCGCCACCUGCGAGAAUGACGCCCGCACCUGUGGCACGCUGCGCUGCCUCCAUGGGGGCACAUGCAUCUCUGGCCCACGCAGCCCCACCUGCCUGUGCCUGGCGCCCUUCACGGGCCCCGAGUGCCAGUUCCCAGCCAGCAGCCCCUGCUUGAGCGGCAACCCCUGCUACAACCAGGGCAGCUGUGAGCCCACAUCCGAGAGCCCCUUCUACCGCUGCCUGUGCCCCCCCAAGUUCAACGGGCUCCUGUGCCACAUCCUAGACUACAGCUUUGGGGGUGGUGCUGGGCGUGACAUCCCCCCGCCGCAGAUCGAGGAGGCCUGCGAGCUGCCGGAGUGCCAGGCUGAUGCGGGCAAUAAGGUCUGCAGCCUGCAGUGUAACAACCAUGCCUGUGGCUGGGACGGGGGCGACUGCUCCCUCAACUUCAACGACCCCUGGAAGAACUGCACGCAGUCCCUGCAGUGCUGGAAGUACUUCAGCGACGGCCGCUGCGACAGCCAGUGCAACUCGGCCGGCUGCCUCUUCGACGGCUUCGACUGCCAGCACGCAGAAGGCCAGUGCAACCCCCUGUAUGACCAGUACUGCAAGGACCACUUCAGCGACGGGCACUGCGACCAGGGCUGCAACAGCGCCGAGUGCGAGUGGGAUGGGCUCGACUGCGCGGAGCACGUCCCCGAGCGGCUGGCCGCCGGCACGCUGGUGCUGGUGGUGCUGCUGCCGCCCCAGCAACUGCGCAACCACUCUCUGCACUUUCUGCGGGAGCUCAGCCGUGUGCUGCACACCAACGUGGUCUUCAAGAGGGAUGCGCAGGGCCACCAGAUGAUCUUCCCCUACUACGGCCACGAGGAGGAGCUGCGCAAACACCCCAUCAAGCGUGCCGCGGGCUGGGCGGCACCUGGUUCCCUGCUGGGCCAGGCCACUGCCUCCCUGCUCCCCGGCAGCAGCAGGCGCCAGCGCAGGGAGCUGGACCCCAUGGACAUCCGGGGGUCUAUCGUCUACCUGGAGAUCGACAACCGGCAGUGCAUGCAGUCCUCCUCCCAGUGCUUCCAGAGUGCCACCGAUGUGGCUGCCUUCCUGGGGGCGCUGGCCUCACUGGGCAGCCUCAAUAUCCCCUACAAGAUCGAUGCGGUGCAGAGUGAGACUGUGGAGCCGCCGCCGCCUGCUCAGCUGCACCUCAUGUAUGUGGCCGCGGCCGCCUUCGUGCUGCUCUUCUUCGUGGGCUGCGGGGUCCUGCUGUCCCGCAAGCGCCGGCGGCAGCAUGGCCAGCUCUGGUUCCCCGAGGGCUUCAAGGUGUCCGAGGCCAGCAAGAAGAAGCGGCGGGAGCCCCUUGGCGAGGACUCCGUGGGCCUCAAGCCUCUGAAGAACGCCUCGGACGGCGCCCUCAUGGACGAGAGCCAGAACGAGUGGGGGGAUGAGGGCCUGGAGACCAAGAAGUUCCGGUUCGAGGAACCUGUGGUUCUUCCUGACCUGGAUGACCAGACAGACCACCGACAGUGGACCCAGCAGCACCUGGAUGCUGCAGACCUACGCAUGUCCGCCAUGGCACCCACACCACCCCAGGGAGAGGUCGAUGCCGACUGCAUGGAUGUCAAUGUCCGUGGGCCCGAUGGCUUCACCCCGCUCAUGAUCGCCUCCUGCAGUGGAGGCGGCCUGGAGACAGGCAACAGUGAGGAGGAGGAGGACGCCCCAGCCGUCAUCUCCGACUUCAUCUACCAGGGCGCCAGCCUGCACAACCAGACCGACCGCACAGGCGAGACUGCCCUGCACCUGGCUGCCCGUUACUCGCGCUCCGAUGCUGCCAAGCGCCUGCUGGAGGCCAGUGCAGACGCCAACAUCCAGGACAACAUGGGGCGCACCCCACUGCAUGCGGCUGUUUCUGCUGAUGCACAGGGCGUCUUCCAGAUCCUGAUCCGGAACCGAGCCACAGACCUGGACGCCCGCAUGCAUGACGGCACCACUCCCUUGAUCCUAGCUGCCCGCCUGGCUGUGGAGGGCAUGCUGGAGGAUCUCAUCAACUCUCACGCGGACGUCAACGCCGUGGAUGACCUGGGCAAGUCGGCCCUGCACUGGGCUGCUGCUGUGAACAACGUGGAUGCCGCCAUUGUGCUCCUAAAGAAUGGGGCCAACAAGGACAUGCAGAACAACAAGGAAGAGACACCUUUGUUCCUGGCCGCCCGGGAGGGCAGCUAUGAGACCGCUAAGGUGCUGCUGGACCACUUUGCUAACCGGGACAUCACCGACCACAUGGACCGCCUGCCUCGGGACAUCGCACAGGAGCGCAUGCACCAUGACAUCGUGCGGCUGCUGGAUGAACACAACCUGGUGCGCAGCCCCCAGCUACACGGGGCCGCCCUGGGCAGCACACCCCGCCUGUCGCCCACCCUCUGCUCGCCCAGUGGCUACCUGGGCAACCUCAAGCCCAGUGUGCAGGGCAAGAAGGCCCGAAAACCUAGCACCAAAGGCCCAGCCUGUGGCAGCAAGGAGGCCAGGGACCUCAAGGCACGCAGGAAGAAGUCCCAGGACGGCAAGGGCUGCCUGCUGGACAGCUCCAGCAUGCUGUCGCCAGUGGACUCCCUCGAGUCACCGCAUGGCUACCUGUCGGACGUGGCCUCGCCACCCCUCCUGCCCUCCCCCUUCCAGCAAUCUCCAUCCAUGCCGCUUAACCACCUGCCCGGCAUGCCUGAUGCCCACCUGGGCAUCAGCCAUCUGAAUGUGGCGGCCAAGCCUGAGAUGGCAGCGCUGGGUGGGGGCAGCCGGCUGGCCUUUGAGCCUGGCCCCCCACGGCUCUCCCACUUGCCUGUGGCCUCCAGCACUGGCACGAUCCUGGGUGCCAGCAGCACAGGGGCUGUGAAUUUCACUGUGGGCGGGGCUGCAGGCUUGAAUGGCCAAUGUGAGUGGCUCUCCCGGCUGCAGAGUGGCAUGGUGCCCAGCCAGUACAACCCGCUGAGAGGGGCGGUGGCACCCGGCACGCUGAGCACACAGGCCCCCGCUCUCCAGCACACCAUGAUGGGCUCACUGCCCGGCAGUCUCUCUGCCAGCGCACUCUCCCAGAUGAUGAGCUAUCAGGGCCUGCCCAGUGCACGGCAUGCCACCCAGCCUCACCUGGUGCAGCCCCAGCAGGUGCCGCAGCAAAACUUGCAGAUGCAGCAACAGAACCUGCAGAUGCCAGACAUGCAGCAACCCCAGAGCCUGCAGCCACCUGCACAGCCACACCUGGGUGUGGGCACAGCAGCCAGUGGCCACCUGGGUCGGAGCCUCCUGGGAGGGGAGCCGAGCCAGGAUGUGCAGCCAUUGGGCCCCAGCAACCUGACGGUGCACACCAUCCUGCCCCAGGAGAGCCAGGCCUUGCCCACCUCACUGCCAUCCUCACUGGUCCCGCCCAUGACCACUACCCAGUUCCUGACCCCACCCUCCCAGCACAGCUACUCCUCCUCGCCUGUGGACAAUACCCCCAGCCACCAGCUGCAGGUGCCCGAGCAUCCCUUCCUCACCCCGUCCCCAGAGUCCCCUGAUCAGUGGUCCAGCUCGUCGCCACAUUCCAACAUCUCUGAUUGGUCCGAGGGCAUCUCCAGCCCGCCCACCACCAUGCAAUCCCAGGUCACCCACAUUCCAGAGGCGUUCAAGUAAACAGCCGCGCCCACGGGACCCCAGCUUCCUUUCCCAAGCCCUGCCGGGUGUGUCCAGUGCUCCAGGAUGCUGGGGCCAACCAAAGGAGCCUUUAAAAAAAAAUGUUUUUAUACAAAAUAAGAACAAGAAUUUCAUUUUUUUUAGUAUUUAUUUAUGUACUUUUAUUUUACACAGAAACACUGCCUUUUUAUUUAUAUGUACUGUUUUCUAUGGCACCAGGUAAAAACUUUUGUGUUCCAAGGAAAUAAACUAGUUCUUAGAGACAUGAUUUUCCUACUUAGGGUAAAGAUCCUUACAUGUUUGUAAAAUAUAAGCAAAGAUUCAUGAUUUAUAAGUGCCAUUUAUUUAUUGAUUUCUUUUCAAAUUCCAAAAAGAAUGCUGGAGGAAGGAGGUUGGAACUGCGCUGUCCAGAGUCCUCAGGGUACCCGGCCUUUCCUAGGGGCCCACCAGCCCUGCCCUCCCCCUCCCAGUGUCCCCUGUGUCUGGUGAGAAAUUGGGUCUAGAGGGAACUAAGGCAGGACCUUGGCGCCUUGGGCAUGUGGGCUAAUCUGUAUCUGAAACAAGAAAGUUAAGUAAAUGAUGUGGUCCACUGUCUUGGUAUUUUUAGUGAUGGGUCUAAACACGCUUUGAAAGCUGUGGUCCCGGGAAUCCUUCCCUGGUAUCAGUCGUGAAUCUUUGUUCAGGGUCAGUGUUCCUAGUAGUCACUGGUCUUGCAAGUUCCGAUUCCCACCAGCCCCUUCCUGACAUUGAGGUGUCACAUGGAGCAGCCGUCCACCUGUGGAGCGUGGUGCCCACUGGAGGCCACGUGGAGGGGUCCUACCCUCUUCUGGGGAAGGACACUGCAUGGGCCAUUCUGAUAGGGCCCCAGUCCCUUACCUUGAGCAGCAUGAUCCACUUUCAGCAGAGGACAGACUCCACUGCUGAAGGCUCCCGUGUCUGGAGACUUCCAGAGGGCUGGUGUCCACCAGUUCUCUCCCAGCAUCCCCGUCUGCCAUGGGUAGGCAAUCUGUGUCCAGCCCUGGGGGUGUCUGGAGGGCCAGGUAGAGCCUGCUCUGGGGCACUCCCCCGGUUCAGGGGGACGUUGUCCAGGGGAGCAGCAGAUCCUUACAGUAUGGAGUAUACGCCUGUGGCAGAGUAAUGUCUGUAAAUAUGUUUUUAAAGAUGGAUUUUGUUUAAAAAAUCUAAUGGAACAAGUCUGUUUUGUGUCAGAUGAUGAGGGAUGUCAGAAUGUGGCCCAGGCCACAUGACCUGCAGCUGCCGGAACCGUAGCUCCUAAGAGCACAACCCAGGGAUGGCCCUGGGUCGCCCCCAGCCCCUGCCCAUUUCCCGAGUGUGUGGGGGCUUGCCCAUGGCAGGUGCCUACCUCCUCAGGGCGCUCCUUUGGCUUUUCGGAGGACAGUGUUGUACCAUCCGUAGUGGGCAUGACCAGACACGCCCUAAGAUGUUGAUUCUUACUGUUUUAUAAAAUAGAGUGUAGUUUACAGAAAAAGGAAACUUUGAAAAAGUUAUCUACGUGCAGAACUGUAGAUGAUGGAAAUUAUGUAUUUUUUUUCAUCUUUUGUUAACCGAUUUGCAAUAAAAAUGAUGACCAUUAGGUCAUCCAGAUUUUGCUAAA
This is a messenger RNA of Marmota flaviventris (yellow-bellied marmot), 9268 nucleotides long. It is a transcript of the gene Notch1, whose product is annotated as notch receptor 1. Gene Ontology annotation, biological process: multicellular organism development; cell differentiation; Notch signaling pathway. Gene Ontology annotation, molecular function: calcium ion binding; protein binding; signaling receptor activity. The record is from RefSeq and is a predicted model, not a curated record. Lineage: Eukaryota; Metazoa; Chordata; Mammalia; Rodentia; Sciuridae. Gene Ontology annotation, cellular component: plasma membrane; signaling receptor complex; cell surface.